Vigna angularis (adzuki bean) is the source of this 1667-nucleotide messenger RNA. RefSeq names its product serine carboxypeptidase-like 11. Lineage: Eukaryota; Viridiplantae; Streptophyta; Magnoliopsida; Fabales; Fabaceae. Bases 2 to 1465 code for a protein of 487 amino acids. The transcript has 14 exons. Gene Ontology annotation, molecular function: serine-type carboxypeptidase activity; acyltransferase activity, transferring groups other than amino-acyl groups. The record is from RefSeq and is a predicted model, not a curated record. Gene Ontology annotation, biological process: proteolysis; secondary metabolic process.
CAUGGAAAUGCCCUUCAACAAAAGAUACAAACCAUUAAAAAUGGCUAACUUCAGUGCCAGUUACAGUACUUCUAGUUUCAUUUGUUACGGCCUUCUACUUCCCCUUCUUCUGUUAUCACUGUUCUUCUUUCAACUUUCAUGGUGUGGAUCCACGGUUAAGUUCCUUCCUGGAUUCGAGGGACCCCUUCCUUUUGUUCUUGAAACCGGAUAUGUGGGAGUGGGUGAAUCUGAGGAUGUGCAGGCAUUCUACUAUUUCAUGGAGUCAGAAAACAAUCCAAAGGAGGAUCCUCUCAUGCUUUGGCUCACUGGUGGCCCUGGUUGCUCGGCCCUCUCUGGCCUUGUCUUAGAAAUAGGUCCUCUUGGUUUUAAGCACGAGGAAUAUGAUGGAAUCCUCCCAAAUUUGUUCUAUAGGCAACACUCGUGGACUAAGGUGAGUAGCAUUAUAUUUGUAGACUUGCCAGUUUUCACUGGAUUCACUUAUGCCACAACAGAGUCUGCUGCUCAACGAAGUGACUGGAAACUUGUUCACCAGGUCCAUCAAUUUCUAAGGAAGUGGCUGAUAGAUCAUCCAACUUUUUUGUCAAACCAAGUUUACAUUGGUGGCGAUUCGUACUCUGGCAUUCCUAUUCCAGUGAUUGUUCAAGAAAUUUCACAAGCAAAUGAAAAGGGGGUACAACCAUGGAUAAAUCUCCAGGGAUACCUGUUAGGGAAUGCUGCUACUACUGGAAGUGAAUAUAAUUAUCGAAUUCCUUUUUCUCAUGGAAUGGGACUUAUUUCCGAUGAACUAUAUGAGUCACUACAAAAAAAUUGCAAAGGAGAGUACACAAAAGUAGACGUAAAAAAUGUAUUAUGUUCUAGAGAUAUGGAGUCAUUCAACGAGGUUUUAUCAGGAGUUAAUACUGUCCAUAUUUUGGAACCAUCAUGUGUGUGGCUUGAUACUGAAACAUCUUGGAGGAGAUCACUGAUUAAAAAAUAUCCCAGCACGAAUUUCCUAAAUACUCGUCUUAAAUUGCCAUCCUUGAGCUGUCGAAGUUAUGUAUACUUCCUCUGCGGUUUAUGGGCCAAUGAUGAAAAUGUUCGCACUGCAUUACAUAUCCGUCAGGGAAGUAUAGGAAAAUGGCAUCGUUGUACGUUUGAUAUACCUCACAAGAAGGAUAUCCCGAGCAGUUUUGAGUAUCAUGUAAAUCUCAGUAGAAUGGGCUAUCGUUCGCUCAUAUACAGUGGCGAUCAUGACCUUUCGGUUCCUUUCUUGGCAACUCAAGCAUGGGUCAAAUCUUUAAACUACUCCAUUGUGGAUGAUUGGAGACAAUGGUAUACAAAUGACCAAGUUGCAGGAUACACCAGGACUUACUCCAAUCGAAUGACAUUUGCAACUGUGAAGGGUGGAGGCCACACAGCUCCAGAGUACAAACCUGAAGAAUGCCUUGCCAUGUACAGUAGAUGGCUAUCUCACAGAGCUUUGUAAGAACAACCAAAUAAGGUUAUUUUUGGCAAAAACAAUUUCUUGCAAAACUUACUCAAAUACACGUUCAUAGUUGAUAACCACAUUUAAGAUUCUAUUCUAUGGAGAUGUGAGAAAGACAGGCUCAGGCUAUUCUACGUUACACGUGCUGAACUCAAAGAAAAUUGAUUAUUUGAAUACAUCUAAAUCUUUUACUUUCAUUUCA